UCCAGAAGGUGGCCAUCAUUCAAGGUAAACUGAAGACAAAUAGAGGCGGACCGGGUGUGGGUUUUAUUCUCAUGGGUGAUUGGAUGAGGUUGGUAUUUAAAAAGACUUGAGAGCAGCGAAGACAAUUUUAGUAAAUAUUAGUUAAGGAAGACGAGCACAUCUUCAGCGACUGCUGAUUUGGAAAAGUCAUGAGUGGAUGUCCGUACUUUGAGAAGAAGCAUUUGUUGUUCAAAAACAAGCCUCCAAAUCCUGAAGAGAACGAUGCCUCGCAGGCAGGAGUUAACAAGGCCAGUAAAGGAGGAAUCCUCUAUGGGGACUACCUGCAGCUUGAUAAAGUCCUCUCAGGCCAGGUGUUGCAGAGUGAAGUGAAAGGUAAUAAGAUCCACGAUGAGCACCUCUUCAUUGUCACCCAUCAAGCUUAUGAAUUGUGGUUCAAACAGAUUUUGUUUGAACUCGAUUCAGUGCGGGAGAUCUUCACCAGUGGACAUGUACGAGACGAGCGCAACAUGCUCAAGGUCAACACGCGUAUCCACAGGAUUGUGAUGAUACUCCGGCUGCUUGUCGACCAGUUUUCUGUGCUGGAGACGAUGACAGCACUGGACUUUUUUGACUUUCGGGAAUACCUGUCACCAGCCUCCGGCUUCCAAAGUCUUCAGUUUCGACUCCUGGAGAAUAAAAUCGGGGUCCCGGACAACCACAGGGUCCCAUACAACAGGAAACAUUACAGGGACAACUUCAGUGGCCAUGACAGCGAGAUGCUGCUCGCCACCGAACAGGAGCCCACACUCUUGAAGUUAGUCGAGGAGUGGCUGGAGAGAACUCCUGGUUUGGAGGUGGACGGAUUCAAUUUCUGGGAACGGCUGGAAAUCAAUAUAUUUGACGGGCUGAAUCAAGAGAGGGAGAACAUUGCAGAAAUGACAGAUUCUGAGGAGAAGGAGGAAAUGAUGGCUGAGGUGGUCAAACAGAAAGAGCUCUUCACGUCUCUGUUUGAUGAAAAGCGCCACGACCAUCUGAUGAGCAAAGGUGAGAGGCGGCUCUCUUACAAGGCUCUCCAAGGCGCUCUGAUGAUCUUCUUUUACAGGGAGGAGCCGAGGUUCCAGGUUCCUUUUCAGCUGCUCACAUCCCUCAUGGAUAUUGACACCCUGAUGACAAAAUGGAGAUACAACCACGUGUGCAUGGUGCACCGCAUGAUCGGCAGCAAAGCCGGAACUGGAGGCUCCUCUGGCUACCACUACCUGAGAUCGACUGUCAGUGACCGCUACAAAGUGUUUGUGGAUCUCUUUAACCUGGCAACGUUCCUGGUGCCUCGCCACUGGGUGCCCAAGCUGAAUCCCAACGUUCACACCUUCCUCUACAUGGCCGAGUACUGCGACAGCUCCUACUGCAGCAGCGAGGACUCGGACUCGGAGCCUUCACACUCGCCGCCUGAGAGACAUUAAGGAAAGACGUCUCAGAGGAUAUCCGUUUUAGCGUGACAGAUCAAAAUAUAAACAUGGGAUUAUAAAGGACAGAGGUAGGAUCUUGAUGUGAGGAACAAUUUAAAGCAUUUGAAGGUGGCGUGAGAUGUAAAUAGAGGAAAAUCAUGUUAAAAAAAUGUAAUUGCUAGUCCAUUAGUGAGGCUACAAAACCUGUGACACACCAGAAUAAUUCAAACUGCCAUAGUGGACCAGUUCUGCUCUAAUCUCUAAUCUUGACUGGUCAUGAGUCACGACAACAGCAGAUGGCUCCUUGAUAAGAUUUGCUCAGAUGUUUUCUCGACAACAUUAUGCAAAUUUUCACAGUGAAUUGACCUGAAAGCAAACGGACCGGUGAGCACAGUGAUCAAACUGGUGCUAAUGCAGACUUUUCCUUUUCUUUUUUUUUAUUCUCUCCACAAUCAAUGAAUCAUCUUUCAUGUCAGCGCAGGGAAGGUGUCGGAGAGCGAGCUAUUUCCAGCGACUCAGAUGUAGCUCGGGUGGAAUCCUCUGUAUAAACAAUCAAUGUCAACAUCUACAAUAUGUGAAGCCAUUUAACAGUAGCCACAACAUCUGUACAUAAUGUUAAUAAUGUGGUUGUAUUUAUGCAAUAAAUACUCUUAUCUGUGUAUACAUUUGAGUUAUAUAACCCACGACGUGUAUCUACCUUAUACUGUAUUUUUGUACUGUGUGUCUGCUCAUGUUAUUAGUUUUACUGUGGUGUGUGUGUGUGUGUAUGUGAGAACAUCGCUCAAUUAUGACCCAACAUUUAUCAAGAUGUGGCGUGAUUUAUUUUGUUAUGGUGAUGCAUUUCAAUAAAAAGAAACAUUAUUUA
This is a messenger RNA of Solea senegalensis (Senegalese sole), 2289 nucleotides long. RefSeq names its product tryptophan 2,3-dioxygenase a (gene tdo2a). The coding region runs from base 189 to 1439 and encodes 416 amino acids. Gene Ontology annotation, molecular function: L-tryptophan 2,3-dioxygenase activity; metal ion binding; heme binding. The transcript has 12 exons. Lineage: Eukaryota; Metazoa; Chordata; Actinopteri; Pleuronectiformes; Soleidae. The record is from RefSeq and is a predicted model, not a curated record.